AGUUUUCUUGCGUUUAUCUUAAUUUAAAUAAUUAUAUUUUCGUAUGUUGGCAAAGUGGUAUUUAAUUUUCGAUUUGUUAUAGUGUAUCUCUAAAAAUCCAAUACCCAUAAACUUCAGACAAUUAAUAUAUUUUACCCACAUUGCGUACUACUUCCCUAGCAUAUGUGGGGCCAGCAUUUUAGGUAAAUCAACAGUUUCCUUUAAAGUUUGAGCAGUUCAGUGCAUUUAAAAUAACGUGUUCAAACAUGAGUGAUACUCAACAGUCGUCAGGCUCAAGAAAGCCCUCUUCCACUAAUACAAGCGACAGUAAACUUGCCACCGAUCCGCCAAUGCUCAAUCUUGAAGAGGCGGAGGAAGAUCGCAAGCAUAUGCAAAAAAUUAUAGCGGCCUUGCGUUAUUAUCAAAAAUAUUGCUAUGCGCGCGUGAACAAGACUGAAAGCUACCUCAAUAGUCUUCCCAAACGUCAUCAGGACAUGUUGGUUAAAUAUCGCAAUCAUUUGCGUGUGAUAAGAGACUGCAUUGAUGAAAAUCAAAAGGUUAUUAAGAAAAUGCUGCGUGACAAUGUCGGAUUUAUGGAUAUGGGCGGAUCCGAGUAUUUAGCACAACAAGACAGUGAUGGCCAUACUACAAAAAUAAGGCAUCAAGAUAUGGAACAUGCCCAAUCGACAUUAAAGUUAAUUGCGCGCGAUUGGAGUGCAGCCUGCGCAGAGGAACGUGAGCAGUCAUACAAACCAAUCAUCGACGCCGUUGAGGAAUUCUUUAAGCCUGGCGAAUUCGCACUCAAUGAGGUAAAAAUUCUUGUGCCUGGCGCCGGACUUGGUCGUCUCACCUACGAGCUUGCUUGCCGCGGCUAUGAAUGCGAGGGCAAUGAAUUUUCAUAUUUCAUGUUAAUUGCCUCAUACUUUGUCUUGAAUCUUUGCACUGAGGAAAAUAAAUAUACACUUUACCCCUGGGUGCAUCAGUAUGUAAAUAAUUUGCGUAUGGCCGACCAGGUGGCGCCAAUACGGUUUCCUGAUAUUUGUCCGGCAAAGAAUCCACCAAAGGGCAAUAUAAUGAUAGCGGCUGGCGAUUUCUUGGAGGUCUACAAAACGCCAAACUGCUAUGAUUGUGUCGCGACAUGCUUCUUUAUUGACUGUGGCAAUAAUAUUGUGGACUUCAUUGAAGCUAUUUUUAGAAUAUUAAAACCCGGCGGUAUUUGGGUAAAUUUAGGUCCACUACUCUACCACUUCAGCGAUAUACAAGGGGAAAAUAGUAUUGAACCAACUUUCGAGAACCUGGAGUUAAUCAUAAAAAUGGUUGGUUUUGAGUUUCUGCGUUCCCAGACUGGUGUGCGUACCAAGUACGCACAGAAUCCCCAGUCUAUGCUAAAAAGUGAAUACGAAAGCUUGUUUUGGGUUUGUCGAAAGCCCGAAAAUGCGCGUGACAAUACAGACGAUUUGUCGCAACGCGACGAUGAUGUAGAGGAGUCCGGCGGUAGCAGCACUAGCAACCCAAAUAAUCACUAUGUUGAUAUAUACAGCAAUGGCUAUAAGAAUGCUUACCAACAUCAAUAGUACUAACAGUCUGUUAAGUAACAAAGACAACAAAUUGUGCAGGGUACUAGCUUGCCUAAUAUUUUUAGUUAUUGGUUAUUUUGCAAUUAUAGGAUUUCUGUUUAAACAGACAUACAGUUAUAUAUAAAUCAAAAACAAACAAA
Messenger RNA from Bactrocera neohumeralis, 1696 nucleotides. Its product is annotated as carnosine N-methyltransferase. The transcript has 7 exons. NCBI's taxonomy places the organism in Eukaryota, Metazoa, Arthropoda, Insecta, Diptera, Tephritidae. The record is from RefSeq and is a predicted model, not a curated record. Bases 246 to 1553 code for a protein of 435 amino acids. Gene Ontology annotation, molecular function: S-adenosylmethionine-dependent methyltransferase activity.